Messenger RNA from Ictalurus punctatus (channel catfish), 2014 nucleotides. It is a transcript of the gene il15l, whose product is annotated as interleukin 15, like. The record is from RefSeq and is a predicted model, not a curated record. Gene Ontology annotation, biological process: positive regulation of immune response; positive regulation of tyrosine phosphorylation of STAT protein; positive regulation of T cell proliferation. NCBI's taxonomy places the organism in Eukaryota, Metazoa, Chordata, Actinopteri, Siluriformes, Ictaluridae. Gene Ontology annotation, molecular function: cytokine receptor binding; cytokine activity. Gene Ontology annotation, cellular component: extracellular region. The transcript has 4 exons. Bases 460 to 942 code for a protein of 160 amino acids.
GCCCAGUUUCUUAAAGUUUGAACCCCAGUUUCUGUAUAUUUGUUACUGGGGUACCCAGUUUAUUGAAGUUAUUAUUACUGGGGAUAUGACAGGGGAAAAUUCCCUCUGAAUGUAUUUGUUUUGUCAUGUAUGUUGUUUUUUUCUUCUUCUUUAUUAAGGCGGAGCUUUGUUAAUCUCAUAUCUUAGAGCUGUCGAAUACGAGCAGUUUAGCACUUUAGGACUUCACACUGGACCCAGAUCUCAGACGCAAAACAACCCGAUGCGUGUGUACUAGCUGCAGCUGCCUGAUCAAGCUCUCCAUAUUGGCUCUCUAUCUUUCUUUACUUAUUUCUCUGUUGGGUCUUACAACGAAAGGGCGAAUAUAGAUAUUCAAGGGUGCGUAAUUUAAUUUUAGGACGAGAAGAAAAUGUGGAAGUGCGGAGAGAUGUUGUGCGCCUGGGGAGCCCGAGCUGGAACAUCAUGGUUUUGAGAAGAGCAGAACAGCACCAGUUUUACAUGGAGUUAACGCCACUGCUUUUUUAUUUCGGCGCCAUGGUUUUGAGACAAGCCAAGUGUAACUCAGUUUGCAGUUCGGAGUCUAUAACAUUGGUGCAGUCGUUCCUGAGCAACUUCUCCAAACUGGGAUUAAACGAUUCCAAGCUAUACACACCAACGCUAAGCAAUUAUGGGAGGCUUCAAGAUGUUGUCUUCUCGCUCCAGCAGAACUGUUCCAGAUCCACACUGAGGUGCUUUGAAAUGGAGAUGAUUGUUCUUGUUGGAGAGACUGGGCAAAUUUCGACUUUACCCAAAAGGCUCAACAGUCUUAGUCGACAGCUUAGUGACAAGUUUGAGCAUUGCCCACAGUGUGAGGUCUACAAAGAAGAAAAAGCAGAAGAAUUUCUCAAAACUUUGCUCCAUAUUUUGGGAAUUAUGUGUUCAAGCAGUAAUUCAUCUAAAAGAUGAGUGCUUUUAAUAGUUGAGGUACACAGUGAAACAUAUUCCUGAGUAGAACUCCAUGUGCUGUUAUAGCCCAUCUGCCUCACGGAUCCGGGUUUUGUGCGUUCUGAGAUUCUUUUCUGCUCACCAUGGUUGUAAAGAGUAGUAAUUUGACUGUAAUUUUCACUGUAGUCAUCAUGUCAGCUCGAACCAGUUUGGCCAUUUUCAUCUGUUCUCUCUCAUGGAUUCCUGAUGUUCUUUGUUUUCUGCACAAUGUUUAAAUAAACUCUAGAGACUGUUGAAAAUCCAAGGAGAUCAGGAGUUUCUGAAGACCUCAAACCAGCUCAUAUGAUACCAACAACUACAGUACCUUCAAAAGUAUUCACCCCCUUCCAUUUUCCCUAUUUUGUUGCAUUACAACCUGUAAUUUCAAUGGAUUUUUAUUUAGAUUUCAUGUAAUGGACAUACACAAAAUAGUCCAAAUUAGUGAAGUGAAAUGAAAAAAAUAACUUGUUUAAAAAAUUAUUUAAACACUGAAAAUGGAAAAGUGAUGCAUGCAUAUGUAUUCAACCCAUUUGCUAUGAAGCCCUUAAAUAUAAUAUAAGAUCUGGUGCAACCAAUUACCUUCAGAAGUCACAUAAUUAGUUCAGUCAAGUCCACCUAUGUGCAUUCUAAGUGUCACAUGAUCACAUUGUGUGUGUGUGUGUGCAUACAUAUAUAUAAAUGUGUGUGUGUGUGUGUGUGUGUGUGUGUAUGUAUGUAUGUGUGUGUGUAUAUAUGCAACUACUCUGAAAAGCCCCAGAAUCUGCAACACCACUGAGCAAGGGGCAUCAUGCUUGUGAUAUUUAUUUGUUAUGUAAAUAUAUUACAUUACUAUAUAAAUAUAUUACAUGUGUUAUGUAAAUAAUUUACAUGUAUGGCAUUUGGCAGACACCCUUAUCCAGAGCGACUUAGAGAAGUGCUUAGAAGUCUCUGUCAAUACAUACAUACAUCCUAAUACUGGUUCAUUAGGUCAUGGACUAAGAAUACCAUCAGUCGAAAAACUCUGUUGGCGAGGCAAUAUAGUAAGAAAAGCACACAUACACAAUACAACAAACAA